GGGCGGGCGGGCGAGCGAGGUGCCGCCCCCCCCGCGAGCGAGCCGCAGCGCCUCGUCUUCCUGCCGGCGGCCGGCUCGGACCGACAACUCCAAGUCCAGUUUAAGGCUAGUUAACCAGCCUAAUGGUCUUGAGGACACGGAUUGCAUCUCUGCACCAACAUGAGGCUGAAGCUAACUCCCUGUUCCCGGUUCCGUGAGCGGAGGCGGAGGGGAGGCCGCGCCCCUCGCACCGCCCAGGACAAGAUGGCGGCGGCCGAGGCCGGGCCCGGGGCCGGGGUGGCGGCGGCGCGGCAGCGGCUGUCGCGGCAGGAGCAGGACGUGCGCUGCCUGGCGGCCGAGAUCGGGCGGCUCAAGGAGCCGGGGGCGGCGCGCGGCUGCAGCGCGGAGCUGGGGCGGCUGCGGGCCGAGAACGAGCGGCUGCGCUACCGGCUCCUGCACCUCCGCCGCAGCCUGGCCGCCGAGCUGGGCCGCGCCGCAGCGCAGCCGCGGGCCGCCGGGCAGGAUGUCUCUGCUACAAACCCAGUUCCUGCCAAGAGCAAGAAUAAAAGGGAAAAGAAAAAGGAAAAUGAAGUUAUGAAUGGACUUAGGGGUGAGCUGUGCUAUGAGCCAGACUUCAUAGAAGACAGGAUGAAGAUUUAUGAAACACUGAAAAAAGAACACGAUGCCUUGCUUUCCUACAGAGCAGCCAGUGAGAACAGACCCAUCAAAAUAAUUCUGACUGAUGGGAAUGUGGUUGAAGGGGAAUCUUGGAAAACCACACCUUAUCAAAUAGGUGCAGGAAUUAGUCAAGGAUUGGCAGAAAAUGCAGUGAUAGCCAAAGUGAACAGUGAAUUGUGGGAUAUGGAUCGUCCAUUGGAAGGAGACUGCACACUUGAACUGCUUACAUUUGAUAAUGAAGAAGCUCAGGCUGUUUACUGGCAUUCAAGUGCUCACAUCCUUGGAGAAGCUAUGGAGAGUUACUACGGAGGCUGUUUGUGCUAUGGGCCACCUAUUGAGAAUGGAUUUUAUUAUGACAUGUAUAUUGAAGACAGGGGUGUCUCUAGUACAGAAUUCCCAUCACUGGAGAACAGAUGUAAAAAUAUCAUUAAAGAAAAGCAGUCGUUUGAAAGACUAGAAGUCAGCAAGGAGAUUCUGUUAGAUAUGUUUAAGUAUAACAAGUUUAAAUGUCGUAUCCUGAAUGAAAAAGUUGACACACCAACUACCACAAUAUACAGGUGUGGUCCAUUGAUUGAUCUUUGCAGAGGGCCACAUGUGAGACAUACUGGAAAAAUUAAGGCUUUAAAAAUAUUUAAGAAUUCCUCUACAUAUUGGGAAGGAAAGGCUGACAUGGAAACUCUGCAGAGAAUCUAUGGAAUAUCCUUCCCUGAUAGCAAAAUGAUGAAGGAAUGGGAAAAAUUCCAAGAAGAAGCCAGAAACCGGGAUCAUAGAAAAAUUGGAAAGGAACAAGAACUUUUCUUUUUCCAUGAUCUGAGUCCAGGAAGCUGUUUUUUCCUCCCCAGAGGUGCCUUCCUUUACAAUGUACUUACAGAUUUUAUACGAGGGGAGUAUCACAGACGUAACUUCACUGAAGUAGUGUCGCCCAAUAUCUAUAAUAGUAAACUCUGGGAAGCAUCAGGCCACUGGCAACACUACAGUGAAAAUAUAUUCUCGUUUGAAGUUGAGAAGGAGACUUUUGCUCUAAAACCCAUGAACUGUCCCGGACAUUGCUUGAUGUUUGCUCACCGCCCACGCUCCUGGAGGGAAAUGCCUAUUAGACUGGCAGAUUUUGGAGUUCUUCAUCGAAAUGAACUUUCAGGGACUUUAAGUGGCUUGACACGAGUCAGGCGCUUCCAACAGGAUGAUGCUCACAUCUUUUGCACAAUGGAACAGAUUGAGGAAGAAAUGAAGGGCUGUCUCAACUUCUUGCAGUCAGUUUAUGCUGUCUUUGGUUUUACCUUCCAAUUGCAUCUUUCUACAAGACCUGAAAAUUACCUAGGGGAAAUAGAAAUCUGGGACCAUGCAGAAAAGCAACUACAAAACAGCUUGAAUGAUUUUGGAGAGCCAUGGAAGUUGAAUCCAGGAGAUGGAGCAUUUUAUGGUCCAAAGAUUGAUAUCAAAAUCAAAGAUGCUAUUGGUAGAUACCAUCAGUGUGCUACUAUCCAACUUGACUUCCAGCUACCAAUCAGGUUUAAUCUUACGUAUGUUGGUAAGGAUGGUGAUGAUAAGAAAAGGCCAGUGAUCAUUCAUCGAGCCAUUUUGGGCUCAGUGGAGAGAAUGAUAGCUAUUCUAGCAGAAAAUUAUGGAGGAAAAUGGCCUUUCUGGCUCUCCCCUCGGCAGGUCAUGGUUGUUCCAGUGGGGCCUACUUGUGAGGAAUAUGCCCAUCAGGUUUGUAGUGAAUUUUUUGAAGCAGGAUUUAUGGCUGAUGUUGAUGGAGACCAGAGUUGCACAUUAAACAAGAAAAUAAGAAACGCACAGCUGGCUCAAUAUAAUUUUAUUUUAGUGGUUGGGGAAAAGGAAAAAGCAAGUAAUGCUGUCAAUGUGAGAACAAGAGACAACAAGGUUCAUGGAGAGAUUUCCAUAUCUUCUGCCAUUGAAAAACUAAAGAAUUUAAAGAAUUCUCAUACUCUAAAUGCAGAGGAAGAAUUUUGAAAUUGGUUAAUUUCCUGAGAUGAAACCGAAAUGCCUGGCUCCUCACUCUAACGUUGUAGUGUUUUGUUGCAAAAUCUUUGUAUUAAUGCAGAAAUAUGAGGCUGAUGUGGGUGUUUUGGGGAUAGUAUAAAAGGACAGGUGCAACUAUGGAUUCUCAGGCAGUCGUAUAGAUAGCAAAUGCCAUAAAAACUGUACUUGUAUUACAAAAUAUAUUGUUUAUAUAACUUAAGUUUUGAUUGUUAGAGCUAGUAGAAGAAAAACAUUGGAAUGUAUUGGCCUGCUGCUAUAAUUCCUGAAUUAUUUCAGAUAUUCAAAUGAUAGCUAUGUAAUUAAGUUGAGAUGGAAUCUGAAACUUGACAGUUUGUAGAUGCAUGAGGAGCAUUUUAACUUUAUAUGCUGUAAUCCCAGUUCAUGUCAAGUAUCUUUAUUUUAUUAGGAUCAGCCUAGUUCCUACUAGGUUAGUGUUCCCAUGUCACUAAUGCACUGGUAACUCUCACAGAAGUGAGCAGCAAGGCCUGGGACUGAAUAACCAUUCACUCCAAAAGUGACUGUUUAAAGAGGUUGAGUGUAACCUUGCAUUGCAUUGUUGCUUGUGCUGUGUGUUCUGUGGAUAAAAAGGAACAUUUCAAUUUCCAGUGCUGUCACUUUGGCCCUUUCCAAAACUAUUAAACUAACCAUGCAUAGAACCAGAGUUGACUUGAGCAAGGUGCGGGGCCUGGGGCAGAUCAGCCCAUAUGGGGCCCCACUCCUGCUCUGAUCCCACGGGACCCAUACCCGCAGAAGCUGCUGCUGCCACCAGUGGCAGCAGCAUGCGGGGGGCGGAAGGCUGCUGCUCCACCCAGCCGCUGUUCUGCCCCACUCUGGGGUCCCCCAAAGCAUGCAGCCCAGGGCAGUCACCCUGAUUCACGCCCCCACCUCCCCCAGGGCCGGCCCUGCAUGGAACACAUUGUGGAAUUUCUGCUUUGCUUCAGAUAAUGGCACUAGAAAUAUCUAUUCCACCCCUCUCUCUUUUUUUCAUGUUUACUAUACAGGACACUGGAAACUCCAAGACUCCUCUUUCAAUUGAUCCAUUUUGUAGGUUUAUUUUUUAAAGUUUACUGUUCCUGUCAGUUGAAUAAAUCCUCAGUACAACAA
Messenger RNA from Alligator mississippiensis (American alligator), 3762 nucleotides. Its product is annotated as threonine--tRNA ligase 1, cytoplasmic. Gene Ontology annotation, molecular function: threonine-tRNA ligase activity; ATP binding. Gene Ontology annotation, cellular component: cytoplasm. Gene Ontology annotation, biological process: threonyl-tRNA aminoacylation. Bases 160 to 2628 code for a protein of 822 amino acids. The transcript is spliced from 19 exons. Lineage: Eukaryota; Metazoa; Chordata; Crocodylia; Alligatoridae. The record is from RefSeq and is a predicted model, not a curated record.